Molecule: messenger RNA, 2777 nt
Organism: Medicago truncatula (barrel medic)
Lineage: Eukaryota; Viridiplantae; Streptophyta; Magnoliopsida; Fabales; Fabaceae
Product: cullin-4
Exons: 17
Coding region: 132-2510 (792 amino acids)
Biological process (GO): ubiquitin-dependent protein catabolic process
Cellular component (GO): cullin-RING ubiquitin ligase complex
Molecular function (GO): ubiquitin protein ligase binding
Source: RefSeq, a predicted model, not a curated record
UACCAUCAUCCAAACGCUCGAUCUGAGCUUUUGUUUGGUUACUCACAGAGAGAGAGAGAGAGAAAACGAAAAUACAAUGGUGUGUUGAGAGAGAUAGAUAGAGAGUUCGUGAGUGGAGUUUCAUUCAUUUCAUGUCUCUCCCUACAAAACGUUCUAGCGGCGCUACUUCAUCUUCAUCUUCUCCUUCAACCUCUAUGAAAAAAGCUAAAUCUUCUUCAACCUUCGACGACGUCGUUUUCGACUCUUCUAUGGACGACGAUCUCAAACCUACCGACCUUCCUCGCGGCGGCGCCGCCUCUAAUAUGGCUGCUAAUCUCGCUCGCAAAAAAGCUACUCCUCCUCAACCUGCUAAGAAGCUUCUCAUCAGGCUCCACAAAGGCAACCCAACAGUGCCCAGUAAUUUUGAAGACAAGACAUGGGCAAUUUUAAAGUCUGCUAUAUGUGCUAUAUUUUUGAAGCAACCCGACUCCUGCGACUUGGAGAAGCUUUAUCAGGCCGUCAAUGAUCUUUGCAUUCAUAAAAUGGGUGGGAAUCUUUAUCAACGAAUUGAAAAGGAGUGUGAAGUACACAUAUCUGCAGCACUGCAGUCUUUGGUUGGACAAAGCCCGGAUUUGAUUGUAUUUCUAUCUCUAGUCGAGAGAUGUUGGCAGGAUCUCUGUGACCAAAUGUUGAUGAUUCGUGGUAUAGCCUUGUUUCUGGAUAGGACAUAUGUGAAACAAUCACCAAAUAUACGGUCAAUAUGGGACAUGGGCCUUCAAAUUUUCCGAAAACAUCUUUCACUGUCUCCUGAAGUUCAACACAAAACUGUUACUGGUCUUUUACGAAUGAUUGACAGUGAAAGAUUAGGUGAAGCAGUGGAUAGAACUCUUCUCAACCAUCUUUUAAAGAUGUUUACUGCUCUGGGUAUUUAUGCAGAAAGCUUUGAGAAGCCAUUCCUUGAAUGUACAUCUGAAUUUUAUGCCGCUGAAGGUGUGAAAUACAUGCAGCAAUCAGAUGUUCCAGAUUACUUGAAGCAUGUGGAGACAAGAUUGCAAGAGGAACAUGAAAGAUGUUUGAUCUACUUGGAUGCAAGUACUAAGAAGCCAUUAAUAACAACAACAGAAAAACAACUUCUUGAACGUCAUAUACCUGCCAUUCUUGAUAAGGGUUUCUCUAUGCUUAUGGAUGGAAAUCGUAUUGAAGACCUUCAAAGAAUGCACUUGCUCUUUUCUAGGGUCAAUGCCCUUGAGUCAUUGAGGCAGGCCAUUAGUUCAUACAUCAGGAGAACUGGACAGGGCAUUGUUAUGGAUGAGGAGAAAGAUAAAGACAUGGUUCAAUCCCUUCUUGAAUUUAAGGCUGCUCUUGACACAACAUGGGAAGAAAGCUUUGCAAAGAAUGAAGCAUUCAGUAACACCAUUAAAGACGCAUUUGAGCAUCUUAUCAAUCUCCGUCAGAACCGACCUGCAGAGUUGAUUGCCAAGUUUUUGGAUGAUAAACUUCGUGCGGGUAAUAAGGGUACUUCAGAAGAGGAAUUAGAGGGCACGCUUGAUAAAGUCCUGGUUUUAUUCAGGUUCAUUCAGGGCAAGGAUGUGUUUGAGGCAUUUUAUAAGAAAGAUCUUGCUAAAAGAUUACUCUUAGGAAAGAGUGCUUCAAUUGACGCGGAGAAAUCCAUGAUCUCCAAGUUGAAGACCGAGUGUGGUAGCCAGUUUACAAACAAGCUGGAAGGAAUGUUUAAGGACAUCGAAUUAUCAAAAGAAAUUAACGAAUCCUUCAGACAGUCAUCCCAGGCGAGAACAAAACUCCCAUCAGGCAUUGAAAUGAGCGUUCAUGUCUUGACAACAGGGUACUGGCCAACAUAUCCACCCAUGGAUGUCAGACUUCCUCAUGAAUUGAAUGUUUACCAGGAUAUUUUUAAAGAGUUCUAUCUGAGCAAAUACAGUGGAAGGCGUCUCAUGUGGCAAAAUUCUUUAGGUCACUGUGUCCUAAAGGCAGAUUUUCCCAAAGGGAAAAAGGAGUUGGCUGUCUCCCUAUUUCAGACUGUUGUUUUGAUGCAAUUCAAUGAUGCUGAGAAACUAAGCUUUCAAGAUAUCAAGGAUUCUACUGGUAUCGAAGACAAGGAACUGAGAAGGACUCUGCAAUCACUUGCAUGUGGAAAAGUUCGUGUUCUACAAAAGAUGCCAAAGGGUAGAGAUGUGGAAGAUUAUGACUCGUUUGUUUUUAAUGACACAUUUACCGCCCCUCUCUACCGUAUAAAGGUGAAUGCAAUUCAGUUGAAGGAGACAGUAGAGGAGAAUACAAACACCACAGAAAGAGUUUUCCAAGAUCGUCAAUAUCAGGUCGAUGCUGCUAUUGUGAGGAUAAUGAAGACUAGGAAAGUGCUUAGUCACACUCUUCUUAUUACUGAACUCUUCCAACAGCUCAAAUUUCCUAUUAAACCAGCUGAUUUGAAGAAAAGGAUUGAAAGCCUGAUUGACAGAGAAUAUCUGGAGAGGGACAAGAGCAAUCCUCAAGUAUACAAUUACUUGGCAUAGUAUAUUUACCUCACUUUACAUUUCAAAGUUUCUUUUUCUUUUUCUUUUUUUCUUUAAAUGACAUGGGAGAGGCUUAAUGUUUAUUCCCAGUCAUAUAUGUACAGUAAAAAGGAUCCCACCUCCACCACCUCCUCUUUUUUUUAUUUAACUUUUCAUUUAUCGACAACUGUACUGUUGUAAUUGUAAAGCAUAUUUUUCCUCCUUUGAAUGUCCUUUCUUUUUCUUGAAAAAUCAAAAUUGUUCCAAAAAAGGACCGUGAUUCCAGAA